Molecule: messenger RNA, 2253 nt
Organism: Anolis sagrei ordinatus
Lineage: Eukaryota; Metazoa; Chordata; Lepidosauria; Squamata; Anolidae
Source: RefSeq, a predicted model, not a curated record
CCUCUUCCCUUCUUCUUCCUCCUGUCUUCCCUCUGCCCUUCUUUUUCUUCCUCUUUCCUAUCUUCUCCUGUUUUCAUUUCUCCUCUCUUCCUUUACUGUUCACUUCUUUCUCCCUUUCUUCUUUAUUGUCUUUUACCUCUUUCUCCUGCCUUCUCUCUUCCCUUCUUCUUCCUCCUCUUUUCCCUCCUUCUCCUCUUUCUCCUCUCUCCCCCCUUCCUUUACUCCUCCCUCCUCCUCUCUUCCCUCUUUCUUCUCCCUUCUCUUUCUUCCACAUCUCACCUCUUGCUCCCACCUUCAGCCUUGAUUUGGGAUUUAUAGCUAUACAAGGACUCUAGGAAUCUAGAUUCUAGAUUCGAACUCGGGACCGUCCGGCUGAGAAGAUGCCAUCCGGUGGAUUCCGAAAGAUCCCUGGAGAGGAUGAGGAGGAUGAGGAGGAAGGAGAUGAGAAUGCUGGGAGUGGUGUUACCGCCACCUUAAUCCUGUCCGUCUUCACCGCCGUUUUGGGUUCCCUGCAGUUUGGGUACAACAUCGGCGUCAUCAAUGCACCGCAAAAGAUCAUUGAGCAGAACUACAAUGCCACCUGGAUGGAGCGCCAGGGAGUGGAGCACCCGACGCCCAUCGAGCCAAACACCCUCAAGAUGCUCUGGUCCCUCUCGGUGGCCAUCUUCUCCAUUGGGGGCAUGGUCUCCUCCUUCAUGGUGGGCAUCGUCUCAGAAUGGCUUGGCAGGAAGAGGGCCAUGAUUGUGAACAACGGCUUGGCCUUCCUCGGCGGGGGCUUCAUGGGUCUGGCGCAGCUCGGCAAAUCCUAUGAGAUGAUGAUCAUCGGGCGGUUCCUGAUCGGAGCUUUUUCUGGUUUUGCCUCCGGAUUGGUGCCCAUGUACGUGGGGGAGAUCGCUCCCACCAACCUGCGGGGGGCGCUAGGCACAUUGAAUCAGCUGGCCAUCGUCAUUGGCAUCCUCGUCGCUCAGGUCUUUGGGCUGGAGAGCCUGUUGGGGACCCCCACCUUGUGGCCCCUCCUGAUGGGCCUGAGCGUGGUCCCUUCCGCCCUCCAGCUCCUGCUCUUCCCUUUCUGCCCAGAGAGCCCUCGCUACCUCUACAUCAUCCGCAACAAGGAGUCCAAGGCCAAAGAGAGUCUCAGGCGCCUGACGGGGCGCACCGAUGUGACGGCCUCCCUAAAUGAGAUGAAGGAAGAGAAGCGGCGCAUGGACCUGGAGCGCAAGGUCUCCAUCUUGGAGCUCUUCCGGUCCCGCCUCUACCGCCAGCCGCUCCUCAUUGCCGUGGUCUUGCAGUUGUCCCAGCAGUUGUCCGGCAUCAAUGCGAUAUUCUAUUACUCAACGGACAUCUUCACCAAGGCCGGACUGGAGCAGCCCAUCUAUGCCACCAUUGGAGCUGGAGUGGUCAACACCGUCUUCACGGUCAUUUCGGUGUUCAUGGUGGAGUGGGCAGGGCGGCGGACCUUGCACCUGCUGGGCCUCUUUGGCAUGAGCAUAUGCGCCAUCCUCAUGAUGAUCUCUCUCCUCUUACUGGAGAGUGUGCCCUCGAUCGGCUAUCUCAGCAUGGUGGCCAUCUUUGGCUUCGUGGCCUUCUUUGAGAUCGGGCCGGGCCCCAUCCCCUGGUUCAUCGUGUCCGAGCUCUUCAGUCAAGGCCCGCGUCCGGCGGCUGUGGCCGUGGCCGGCUUCGCCAACUGGACCUGCAACUUCAUCAUCGGCAUGAGCUUCCCCUCCAUUGCGGACGCCUGCGGCCCGUACGUCUUCCUCCUCUUUGCCCUCCUCCUCUGGGCUUUUGCCAUCUUCACGUACCUGAAGGUCCCAGAGACGAGGGGUCGCACCUUUGACGACAUCGCGGCCACCUUCCGCCGGACGCCCUCCUUGCUGGACCGCGAGAUCAAGCCGUACACGGAACUGGACGAACUCAGUCCGGACAACCACGAGUGAAGGGGGAGAACCCUUUUGGGGGGGAAAAAGGUGGACGAUGGGACGUGCCCAAGGCCAGCAGGGAACCGAGCAGGGGAGCGUGGGCUGCGGAGUCGGGGAGGCGGCGGAGGGCGAGGAGACCCCGGUUCUGCCCAAGCACUUUAUCUCGAGAGAGAGUUGUCCGGCCUGUGUUCGGUCGAACCGAUUUUUUCCUUUAGGUCAGUUUUAGUCGGGAUGUAUGGUUUUUUUUGGAUUUUUUUCUUCUUUUUUAACAAAAAGGGAAAUAUUUUAUUUAAUUUUCAAUUUUAAUGUUAUUUUUAUUGGCAAGACAGGUCUAUAU